This is a messenger RNA of Pseudocercospora fijiensis CIRAD86, 540 nucleotides long. RefSeq lists its product as uncharacterized. Lineage: Eukaryota; Fungi; Ascomycota; Dothideomycetes; Mycosphaerellales; Mycosphaerellaceae. The transcript has 7 exons. The coding region runs from base 1 to 540 and encodes 179 amino acids. The record is from RefSeq and is a predicted model, not a curated record.
AUGUUAGCCGAUGUCGCGAGAGUCGUUCACUUUGCGCGGCUCGUAUUGGACUCACGACGGCCAGGACCAUCAACACGUCGUCAGCAAAAAGCCGACGUGCUAAUCGAGACCCCAAGCAGGACCCAUGUUACCCGCUCCAUUAAUGGUCCCUGGGAGGCAUUGGGUGCAGAAACUGCGGAUUUUAUCACUCUGCCGACUGUGGUCGAGGCCAUGGAGCGACAUCCGAUUGAGGCACUGGAAAAAUCGAGAGGAAUGAGGGAGGGAGGACACGCAACGCGGCAGCCACGAACCGAUCAUGCAACGAUGAUCUGGCUAUCAGGAUACAGAGUCUACAGUACGCACAUGAGAGUGAAAGCGCUAAAUUCCCCAAUCCUGGACUUCAUGAUUCUACUGGCCGCUGGUAUCCACUUUCACUCCGAUGCGUCGAGACGCUUCAGGACUGCCGACAGCGAUUCGAGCGCCGAUGUGGAGGGAGCGAGGAUUGAGACUGCUCGGCCCGGUCAAGUCGACUACGGACUAAUUACGGAUGAUGAAAUAUGA